Gopherus flavomarginatus (Mexican gopher tortoise) is the source of this 9594-nucleotide messenger RNA. RefSeq names its product CD109 molecule (gene CD109). Gene Ontology annotation, cellular component: extracellular region. The transcript has 33 exons. Gene Ontology annotation, molecular function: endopeptidase inhibitor activity. Bases 315 to 4709 code for a protein of 1464 amino acids. NCBI's taxonomy places the organism in Eukaryota, Metazoa, Chordata, Testudines, Testudinidae. The record is from RefSeq and is a predicted model, not a curated record.
CACGUCGACUGGCAGGCUUCAAACGCCGCCACAUCCCCUCCCCGCGCUGUGCAGCCGCCCCUGCUGGCAGGGAAGGGCCAGAGGCUGUGUCGGGGAGCAGGUCUGGCUAUUUUGGAGCCCUCAGCCGCCGCAGCGGGGAGGAAGGUUUUGAAGAGCCCCGUGUAAAGCGAGAGGGCGGGGUGGAGCCGCAAUAAGGAGCCUCUGUCACUCCCCGAGCGGGCUCGCCCCUCCCUGCGGCCAGCUCCAGCGGGACGGGCGCCGGGCGAGGAGGCCAGCAGCAUCCCGCGAGCCGCUUUGUGCACUCCCAGAGCAGGAUGCUGUUCCCAGGCCGGGCUGCACCGAGCGGCUCCCCUCCGCUCUCCUUCGUUCAUCUCGUCUCGUGUCUCCUGGCGGCGUCGGCUGCCGCUGCGGCAGGACCCACAUUUCUGGUGACAGGUCCCCGGAACAUUAGGCCUGGUGCGAAUGUGACAAUUGGGGUAGCUCUGCUGACAGACAGUCCUCCACAAGUCACAGUGAGAGGUGAAGUGCUCAGAGGGAAUGAUAUCGUGCUACAUGGGGAAGUUAUCUUUGAAAAAGGUUCCUUUGGAACUCUUGUUCUUCCAGCACUGCCUUUGAACAGCAGGGCUGGCAGUUAUGAGUUACUGGUGAAAGGCCAUGCUGAGGGCCGGCUGUUAUUCUCUAACAGCACCAGCCUGUUAUUUGAGCACAAGAGUAUCUCUGUCUUCAUCCAGACUGACAAGUCUCUAUAUAAACCAGGCCAAGAAGUGAAGUUUCGGAUUGUCACUGUUGAUCCUGAUCUCAAACCUUUCAAAACUUCUCUAAGCAUAUACAUCCGGGACCCUCGAGGGAAUUUGAUUCAGCAGUGGUUGGCAGAGAAAGGUGAUUUGGGUAUGGUUUCCAGAAGAUUUCAAUUAUCAACAAGCCCUCUACUUGGAGACUGGUCCAUACAAGUACAAGUCAAUGAUCAAACUCAUUAUCAAAGAUUUACCGUCACGGAAUAUGUAUUACCAAAAUUUGAAGUUACUCUAACAGCAUCAUUAUAUUAUCCUUUGAAAGACAAGGACUUUACUGGUAUUGUCACUGCAAAGUAUACUUAUGGAAAGCCAGUGAGAGGAAGUGUAAUAGUCACUUGCAUUCCUAUAUCCUACUGGGGGAGCAGGAGAAAUGUUACUAAAACAUUGGAGAUCAAUGGAUCUGUGAACUUCACUUUUAAUUACUUGGAGUUUGAAAAUGUAACUGCUGUCCAACAUGCACAGUAUCAGCGUGAUAUAGUUUACAGAGGGCCAACAGAAAUUAUAGCUGUAGUUACAGAAUCACUUACAGGAAUCACUCAGAAUGCAAGCACCACUGUAUUUCCAAAGCAGAAUGACUACAUCAUUGACUUUUAUGACUAUGCUAGAACUCUAAAGCCUUCUCUGAACUUCACAGCUACUCUAAAAGUAACACGUUCUGACAAAAAUCAGCUGACGGCCGAAGAGAGACAAAAUUAUGUCACAGUCACUGCAGAACAGUCAGACACAGUUCCUCACCAUGCUGUGUUCUCUGUAUACGAAAAUGGAGCUGUGCAGCAGAGAAAUGAGACAGUGCAUAUCCUAAAUUAUACUGUCCCAGAAAAUGGAAUCAUUCACCUUGAGGUCCCGGUUCUGACUAAUACGAUGAGUCUGCUCAUUAAGGCUAGUUUCCUUGAUAGUGAAAGUAACAUAGCAGUUCACGGUGUAUUCAACUCCCCCAGCAUGACUUACCUCCAGAUAAAAAAACCAAGACAAGAUGUAAAGGCUGGGAUUCCUUUUGAGCUGAAUGUUGCAAGCAACAAGAUAAUAAAGGAGAUCAGUUAUUUGGUGGUAGCUAAAGAACAGAUUGUGGCUGUAGGCACAGAGGCUUUGACAACGUUCACUUUAAAACCAGAAAAUUCCUGGGCUCCUGUGGCUUGUAUAAGUAUCUUUUAUAUUGAUGAGAAUGGGGAAGUUGUAAAUGAUGCCCUGACUCUGUCUAUUCAGCCUGUUCUUGAAAACAAGAUCAAAAUAUCUUGGAAUAAAGAUAAAGUCAAUCCAUCUGAGAAAGUCUCCCUUAAAAUCAGUGCAACCGAACCCAGAUCUGUAAUUGGACUUUCAGUUGUUGACAAAAGUACAAAGCUCCUGGGAGAAAGUAAUGACAUUACAGAAGACAGUGUGCUCCAUGAACUACAUUUGUACAACACAGCACAAUAUUUUGACUCAGUGAGAAGUCCUCUCAGUGUCUUUCAGAAGUGCAACCUCUGGGUAUUGACUGAUGCAAAUCUUCCAGAAGACAAGAAUGAUGUUCUCUAUGAUGAGAUGAUACCCCACAGUGCAGAUUUCACUGACUAUCUAGAUUCUGCAGCUGGAUUUCCUGCUUUCAGUAGUCCACAUGUAAGGAAAAAUUUCCCGGAGACUUGGCUUUGGAUUGACACCAACACUAGAUCCAACAGAGACACAACAAUGGAAGUUACUGUACCUGAUACCAUCACUUCUUGGGUAGCCAGUGCUUUUGUAAUAUCUGAGAACCUUGGACUUGGAAUUACAACUGCUCCUGUUGAGUUAGAAGCUUUUCAACCCUUUUUCAUUUCCUUGAACCUUCCUUACUCGGUUACCAGAGGAGAGCAGUUUAUUUUGGAAGUAAACAUCUUCAAUUAUUUGAAAGAAGCAACCAAGGUUAUGGUGACUCUUGAUCUCAGUGACACAUUUGAAAUUCUUAUCACAUCUAAUGAAAUAAAUGCUACAGGAAACCAGCAAUCUGUGUUUGUACCAAGUGAAGAUGCAAAGACUGUUAAUUUCCCAAUCAAACCGAAACAACUGGGAGCGAUUUCUAUUAAAGUGACAGCAAUAUCGCCCACUGCUUCUGAUGCCAUCCUCCAGAAAGUUUUAGUGAAGGCUGAGGGACUGGAACAGUCUUAUUCACAGACACGUCUUUUAGAUUUGACUGGGAAUAACCCACCAACAGUAUCAGAAACUUUGGAUUUCACCUUCCCUCCUGAUGUAGUAAGUGGCAGUGAAAGAGUACAAGUCACUGUUAUUGGUGAUAUUCUUGGGCCUUCUAUCAAUGGCUUGGAAUCACUGAUUAAGAUGCCUUAUGGCUGUGGUGAACAGAACAUGAUAAAUUUUGCUCCUAAUAUUUAUGUUUUGGAAUACCUGACCAAUACAAGGCAAUUGAAGGAAGAUAUUAAACUGAAGGCUACAUCAUUUAUGAGAGAAGGCUACCAAAGAGAGCUUCACUACCAAAGGGAUGAUGGCUCUUUCAGUGCCUUUGGCAACAGUGACUCCUCUGGGAGCACAUGGUUAUCAGCUUUUGUAUUACGAUGUUUCCUGCAAGCUCAUCCAUUCAUUGAUAUUGAUCCAUACGUACUGAAGAAAACAGCUGAUUGGAUUGUCAAACAUCAGAAACCUAACGGUGAAUUCUGGGAACCUGGAAGAGUGAUACACAGUGAACUUCAAGGAGGCAGUAGUAGCCCAAUCACUCUCACAGCUUACAUUAUGACAACUCUGUUUGGGUACCAAAAUGAUGAGAAUGCCCUUGCUGUAGCAAAUGCUGCAAACUUCUUGGAAACUAAAUUAGAAGAAGGAAUUUCAGAUAACUAUACACUGACACUUGUGACAUAUGCAUUGUCAUUGGUAAAGAGUACAAAAGCAAAAGAAGCCCUGGAUGUACUGAACCAGAGAUCAGAGCGGCAAGGAGACAUUCGAUUCUGGACGUCUCCAGCCCCUCAGCUGUCUGACUCAUGGCAGCCACGCUCCGUAGACAUUGAACUUGCAGCUUAUGCUCUGCUUUCUCACUUUCAGCAAGAUAGAUUAUCCGAGGGGAUCCCUAUUAUGAAAUGGUUAAGCCAGCAAAGAAACCAUCUUGGAGGUUAUUCAUCGACUCAGGACACCAUCAUGGCCCUGCAAGCCUUGAGUAUAUUUGCAGCUCUUAUUACUUCCAGAAAAACAGAAAUUGAUCUAACAGUGACUGGACCUGGUCUGGAAGCUCCAGUAACAUUUUCAGUUGAAACUCAAAACCGUUUUCUUCUUCAGACCAAAGAGAUUGCACCUAUGCAACCGACGGCCAUUUCAGUUUCAGCAGUGGGUGUCGGGUUUGCCAUCUUUCAGCUCAACAUUAUUUACAAUGUGAAACAUUCAGUCACUGGUAGAAAGCGCAGAUCUAUCCAAAGUCAAGAAGCUUUUGACUUAGAUGUUGUCGUAAAAGAUGACAAAAAUGACAUAAACCAUUUUACCGUAAAUGUAUGUACAAGGUACUUGGGGUCCGGUGCAUCUUCCAAGAGUGGUAUGGCCCUCAUGGAGGUUGACUUACUUAGUGGCUUUUCUGUAUCACCAGAAUUCAUUUUAUUAGAUGAUCCAGUUAAGAAGGUGGAAAAGGAUAAUGGGAAAGUCAACCUAUACUUAGACUCUCUAAAUGAAACACAGGUUUGUGUGGAUAUUCCUGCUGUGAGAGACUUCAAAGUAGCAAAUACUCAAAGCGCCUCCGUGACUAUAGUGGAUUACUAUGAACCCAGGAGAAGAGCAGUGAGAAGCUACAAUUCAGAAGUGAUGCAAGGCUUGUCAUCUUGCGUCUUCUGUGAAAAUGACUGCAGUCUUUGCAAAAGAGACACAGACUCCAGUGAUGGCUCUCCAGGAUUGCACCAGCACUUUUCAGCGAUUUCCCUGUUCUGCUUCUUGUUUGUAAUCCAGACAGGUUUGCUGCAGAGUUUGAUGGUGUAAGAAGACACAUUUAUGUAGCAGUUCUGAGAUUUCCAUAAAUCACCCAAGAAAGUUUUAUAUUAAUAAGGGCUGAAACAUCACCCGGAGAUAUCCGAGACUAGCCUCCCAUUGUGUUCAGUAGAAGCAGGAUUGGGCCUAUAGGCUAACUCGUUGGGUCAGAAAAAUUUUGUGUAUUUCUACUGGACAAAUUUAACAACUUCUUAAAUGCUUUUUUCAUGCUAUAGUUAUUUACAUUUUCUAAAGAAAUACAGAAUUAGAUUAAGUGAGAAAACAAUUAAGACUAAUUUUCUAUUUUCCAAAGGUUCUUUUUCUCCUUUCAGCCUUAUUUUUGUUUUGCUUAUGGUUUAUGGAUGGGUAUUAAAAAUUAAGGAAUAAUGUUAGUUUAUGGAAUUAUUCUGAAAAAUUAUCUACCUUUUUAUUUGACUUUCAGUAAGUAUAACUGUGGGUUUGUAUCAGUACCUUGCUCAGUUCUGCUCUGCAUACCUAAGGCUAUUUAACAUUAAUACUGAACUCCAUUGUACACGUUCAUGAUUGGACAACAGGAAAAGUAAAUGGAGCUAACUUCAAAGCAGUUAUGGGAGCUAGGAAGUGAUGCAUUCACAAGUGGAUGAUAAUAAAAAAAAUCAUAUCUUUUUAUCGUUACAAAGAAGUGAGCUUUUGCCAGUUUGUAAGUUACAUAUUUUUUAAAAAUAAGCUGUUCAAAGGUUUCAGAAAUUUUUAAUACUCUUUACAUUGAAAGAUGGCUUUGAUUCCUACAGUGAAAUUUGGCAAGCAGGGACUCUAUCCCUGGGACUUUAUUUCUGGAUAUCCUAAAAAAAUAAUAAUAAACACAACUUCCCUCCUCAUAGUGAAUCAUCUAGCCACUGAACUCUGGGAAAGCAUUGGCCUGCUAAACCCAGGGUUGUGAAUUCAAUCCUUGAGGGGGCCAUUUAGGGAUUUGGGAAUUUAGUUAGGGAUUGGUCCUGCUUUGAGCAGGGGGUUGGACUAGAUGACCUCCUGAGGUCCCUUCCAACCCUAAUCUUCUAUGAUUCUAAGCGGCAAAGAAAUGUGAUUGAUACACAGGUGCCGACUGGCAAACCUGCGGCUAGCAGCAGGAGUCCAGGAUCAAAGUUGGCUUGACCCAGUUCUGGUGUCCUGGAGCCUUGUAGAAAAGCCACUCUGGAGGACCUCAGUUACAGGAAGCAUUGGUGAACUGAACGGGGGGUGGGGGGGUUCAGAGCUGUGUUCCUUAUGAUAACGAUAUAGGCAUCCUUAGUCGGCAGCAGCUAUGCAAAGAAACAUAUGCUGCUGCACAGUUUUAGGAUCUAAUCCUGUAAACCACAAUUCCUAUUAUUGAUUGCAGGAAGGGCUUGUAGGAAUAGAUUAAGUGGAGUGAGUGUGUGUGUGUAUGCUUGUCUUUAAAUAUAUGAGACCAUGCUUUAGUUCUUUAUUAGAUUGGGACUCCACUCCUUAUUCCAGAUUAUGGACCUGCAUUUAGGCCUAAACCUGCACUCCACACUCAGGUAGAAUCCAGUGUGUAGUCUUUGAAAGUUCUGCCAGAGUUGGAGGAUAGGAUCGGGAGCUGUUUCUGCUUUUGCAAUGACUGUGAGCACCUGUUUGCUGGAUAGUUAUGCUCCCAUCCUAUCCUUACUAAAAUUGCCCAUAGUAUUGAAUUUGACUGUUUUUUUAAAGCAACCAAAAUGAUGACAGUUACUGUAAAUAUAGAGCAACUGCAGUUGUGACAGAAACAGAGACACGACAAAAUGUUAAAGUUACUGCUAUUAUUUGCCCUUCAUACACACUCCUGUGUAUUGUCUCUGUGUGUAUAAUUAAUUAACAAAGUCAUUCUGCCUUUCUUGAGUAUUGUUUUGAUCCAGCUUUGCUAUUGCUUGAAAUGUAUAUUUUUGUAAUAUUUUUUAAAGAAAAGAGAUUAGUUCAGAGCCACGUUGUGUAGAGGGAUAUAAGGACUUUAUGCACAGGGUAUUGCCUGCUGAGAGUUUUUCUUUUCUUUUUUUAAAAUAAAAAUGUAGCUUAGGUAUAUUCAAAAAUUGCCUAAAGCAUGUGUAUGUGUGUAUCUAGAUAUAUCUAGAAAUAUAUAUAGAGAGUUAACUUUUUAAUCUUUUUUCAUAAAUGUGGGGUCUCAUUUUGGGUCUGAUCGCAUGCCCAUUGUAGUCAGGGUGUGCCUUCCCAUUGAUUUUGAUGUGUAUUGUGUCUGGCUCACUGAGUAGUUGAACAGUAUUUUACUCAGAGCUGGAUUGUGUCUCACUUGUCUCUUACCUAUUAAAAUCAGUGAGGCUCCUUCUGAAUACAAUACCAUGCUCCUGGAUAAAGGUCUGGAAUCUGCCCCUCUGGGAGUAGUUCCAUUGGUUUAGUGGGGCCCAAAAUUAAAAGGAAACCAAGACCCCACUAUAGAUAUCCUUCCUCCUCUCAUGCCUACCAAGUCCAGUUUAUCAGUGAGUUCUUUGGUCCCAUGUAUAGAGCCCAGGCAGUCACAAAUAACGUAUGCUGUGGAAGUUAUUUUUUCACUUUGUAUCAGAAGAUACUGACUUGUUGGUGAACUUUGAGAACACUUCUUCUUUCACCUCUGGUUCUGGUGGACAGCCAUCAGGACUGUUGACAGAUCAUAUUCCUCGGAUUUAUUCUAAAUUUCCAGAACACAAGAGGCUACUUUUGGCUUGUACUGUACAUAACGCUGUCAAGAAGGAAAUUGAUAUGUGGUUAGUAUUAUGAGAAAGAGGCUUGUUUUCCAGUGGAAAUGCACUGGAGAUGAACUACUACUUUCUAUCAGUAGAUGGUGGGGAAAAAAAUCCCUGAAUUUUUUGCAGAUAAUCAUAACUUCCCAAAUACUGCCCAGAAACACAGGUUCAGAUUGCUUUUGUCUAACUUUUGUGCAGCAUAGCUUGGAUUAGUGUUCACUUCACUUUGUUUUCUCAGAAACAAUGCACAUUUUAAACAGUUCUUGGCUGUCUAAUGAACAACACUAAGAAGCAUCAGUCAUGCUGCAUUCUGUCAUGAAAAGUGCAUGAUCAGUGGACAGUCCUUUUUUAUGUACAGCAGGGACAUCAUUAAAAAAAAUCCAAAGCUGUCUCCACACUAAAGCAUAUUGAAGGGGGCAUAACCAUGCAUAGCAUGAGAGAGAUCUAGCUGAAAGGUACAAUUUUGAAAAGUGCCUAACUACAACUGACUUCCAAUGGGACUUGCUCCUGAGUGACUUAUGAAAAUGGAGCUUAUCCGCCUCAGUCAUUUUUAGACACUUUUCAAAAUUCUGCUCUUGGAGCAUGUUCCAAAACCCAUUGACUUAAAUGGAUUUAAACAGGUCCAAGCACUCUGUAUGUGUAUACAGUGUAACUACAAUACAGUGUAGAAAGAAUAGUCUGUUAAGAAUAUGUAAUAUAUUAAUAGGUUUAAUUUGCAGAAUUCAUAAAAUGAGAGCUAAGUUUGAAAAGGGUUCACUGGCUAAAAAACUAAAAUCACCAAGGUCAUUGAUGGCUACUUUGCUCCCUUUUCUAUCUCAAACUGAGGAGAGAGGUCAAGUGCACCCUUGUUGCAUUGUGUUUAAUUUGGCCAUCAUACUAAUUUAUCCUUUUCUGAUGUAGCCCUUACAUUUUCUGUAGAUACCAUCUCCCUUUAUACAGGGGACUGUUAAUGUUUUUCUCCUGCCUGUUUUGGAACAUGGUAGAAGAAUAAUAUUGACUACAGCAUUAUGGAAAAUUGCUAUAGAAUUUAAAAGAAAAUAAUGACCUUCUUAUAAUCAUUUUGAAGCUAUAGAAUUUAAUUGAGAAUUAUAUCCUAUUAAAGAAUUUAUAUAGGAUGGUCCAAAAACAUAUGGAAAGGAUUUUACUUGCCCGUCAAUUUAAUUGUGUAGAUUUAUAAUUUCUAUAGAAGCCUAUUGUUUUAAUCCCUAUUAAAUUACAUAGCAUUUACCCAUAGCCCUGAUUUCAAAGUUUUCAAGGACUAUAUAUCUCCAGUAAUUUAUGGAUGAGAAUACAACAGCAGUUAUUGUCUACUUGAUCCAUUCUCUUGUUAGUUCCUCCCUGGGUAAAAAAGCUAUUAGACUCCAUAUGUUUGAUUUCAACAGUAUUUCUUAGAGCAAAUUUAUUCUGAGUUUGUAUGCCAUUUUGCAACAUCAUUGCACUAAUAUUUUAUGCAAUGAAGUCUGAGAACUUUAGUGUAUCUGACUAUUCCAAAUAUCUUAUUCUUUCUUGUUGUCGCUAUUUGAUUUCUGAUGUGUAAAGUGUUAAUUUGUAACUGUAUUGUAGAGUACCAUAUAUGUAUAACCAGAGAUGCUGAAUGAAGAAUUCUCUUUAGUUUUACAUAAUGCAUUUAUUUCUGUAUUUCUGAGUACUUUCACAAAAUCUUAAUUAACAAUGCUCAGAUCUCAUGUCAGGCAUUUUUUUAUGGAUCAGUUUUUAUUGUGGUUUGUAAUAUUUUAGAUGAGUGAUGCUAAUGUAAAUAAGAAACUAUAAAAGCACUAUAGGAACUAUAAAGAGCAGCAGAGUAUAGGCAGAUGUACUAUACUUUUCUUCACAGCUUUGUUACUACACAUCAGUCCUGGUCUAUUGCAUCUCUACUGAUUUAGGUAUUGAGGCCAUAGCCAAUUGUUCCAGAAUUCUUGUUGCUUUGAGAUAUGGGAAGUAUCUGCUUUGAUCUAGACUGAGGUCAUGUGCAUAUUUUCACUUCUAAUUAAAUCAUAGAUUUCUAAAAGAAAAUCUUUGCUUUUUUUUAACUAUUGUGCAAAGACUGCGGCCAAUUGGGUUUUGAAAUGUAUACGUUCUUCAUGGUGAAUGUUAAGGGAUUAAAUAUUGUCUAGUCUAUGUAAGAAUUUUAAAAUUGCUUUAUUUUUAUGCAGAUACAAAUUGUGAUGCCCGUUGGAAAUUCUAUUAAAGAUUACAUUAAUUUUUGACAA